AUGAAAUGUAUCGACAACGUUGGCUUAGUGGUGACAUUAGCAGUAAUAGCGGUGAUAGUAGGAGGACAGGAUACCACCACCGAAACAAUUAGUACAGCAGGCCAAACAGAUGUCGCCCCAGUUAAAAUCACAACCAAUAAUCCUAGUACCACAGACACAAAUGUGCCAACGACUGGUGCAUCAACGGCUGGGUCAUCCACAGCUGGCUCAUCAACGGCUGGCUCAUCAACCGUUGGCUCAUCAACAGCUGGUUUGCCAACAACUGGUUUUCCCACAUCUACAGCAGCAGCUGCCCCGGUUGUAUCAGCAGUAGCUGCUCCAGUUGUUCCAGCAUCUGCACCAGUGAUGACACCUCAACAACCACCAGCAUCAAAUACGCCACAGCCAUUGCCUGCUUCUCAACCUCAACCUCAAACAUCGUCGAACCAAGUUUCAAAUAUUGUACCUAUGCCUCCAGUCCCCGGUAUGGCAUCAAUAUGUCCAAAACCCAUCGAUGUACGCGGUGCAUCAUAUACCGUAUAUGGAGCUUUCGCCGUUUAUCGAUGUCGACCUGGUUUUGUUUAUGACCAGCAUGUGUCAAUGUGCCAGCCAGAUUCAACAUGGACUCCGCCCGAAAUAAUAUGUAAACCACGUACGUUUGUUAAACCAAUAGUUACAACAAAUACCAACCAAGGCCAUAAUAUCGUCCAGAACAUGUAUGCCUUUAUCUCAGCUAUGGAAGCAGCUGGUAGUCGCAGCUUAAGCUCACAAGACCUAAUUGGAGCAUUCAAGUCAAUUUUAACAGGCACUGCAGAUAUCACUAAAUUACAACAAGGAUUGUUAACAAAUCCUACUCCUCAAGUGCAGCAGCCACAACCAACGUUUAAUCAGCAACCGACACAACCAUCUCCAACAAUUCAAAAUACAAAUCAAUUCCAAAACCCGACCGUACCCAUACAACAAACUAAUCUAAUGCCUCAAAAUCAACCAGCGUCUCAAUUUCCAACUCAACAAAAACCAGUUUCUCAGUUUACGAAUCCACAACAACAACAACCAAAUACUCAAUUUCAAAAUCAACAACAACCAAAUUCUCAGUUUCCAAAUCAACAACAACAACCUAAAAAUCAAUUUCAAAAUCAACAACAACAAACAGUUCCUCAAUUUGCAAAUCCACAAAUAGUUUCUCAAUAUCCAAAUCAACAACAGACAGUUUCUAAAUUUCCAAAUCAGCAACAGACAAAUUUUGGUCUAAAUCAACCGACCCAACCAAUGUCUAAUAACAAUCCCCAAACAUUUAAUAAAAACCAAGCUAUGUAUCCCCAAAACCAACAAUCAUUUCCUAAUCAGCAGAAACAACAGUUUCAAAAUCCACCACAAUCAUUUCAAUCGAAUAUGAUGAACAAACAAUUCACACAACCACAGCAACAACUCAACCCAAACCGUCAAUUUCAAUCACAGCAACCACAACAACCACAAUAUAAUCAACAAAACAUGCAAAAUGCAAACCCACCAUAUCAACAAUUUCAACAGCAACCUAUGCAACAACCAUCUAACCAACCGUUAUCUCAGCAACAGAUGUUACAACAAAAGAUACAAAUUGUUCAGAAUCAAAUGCAACCAUCUACACAACAAACCAAUCAAUUUAUGCCUCAACAACAACAGCAGCAGCAACAGCAACAACAACCACAAAACCAGCAGCAGCUUCAACAGCAACAGCUUCAACAACAAAUUCAACAACAACAAAUGCAGCUUCAACAACAACAGCAGCAACUUCAACAACAGAUUCAACAACAGAGAUCUUUUCAGCAACAACAACAACAACAACAACCAAUGCAACCGAAUCAAAAUGUUCCAACUUUAAACCAAUUCCAGAUUCAAAACCCUGCGAGUCAAGCUGCUCAAAUACCAUCAACUGUUGCAAAGUCGUCUCCUACUGCUAACAACCCUGCUGAAGGCGUACUACGUCAGCUUUUAGGCACACAAUAUGACACUAUGAGUCCAGCAUUAAAAGCAGUUUUAUUAGGUGAGCAAUCAAAAACACCACCACCAACAGCAGCAGCUCCUCCUGUUCAACAACCUUCCAACGACCCUCUUGCUGCUUUACUUGGUGGCGGUGGUAAUAACAAAGCUUCUAACGCUGGUAUGCCUAGUUUAUUUGACUUCGGAAGUAUGUUUGGUGGCUCAAAUGGCACUGCCAAUCCAUUUGGUAUGGGGGGAGGCAUGAUGAACAUGAUGGACCCAGAAAUGAUGGCUGAAAUGCAUGAACAGCGCUUAGCGGCUAGCUUGGUCCACAAACUAUCCGGUAAAGGUGGAUUGCCUGGAACCAAUCCAUUGGCGGCAUUAGGAGCAGCAGGAGCCGGGUUAGGAGCAGGUGGUUUAGGGGGCAAUCAGAUGGAUCCUUUAGCUGGACUUUUAUCUGGUACCGGUGGUUUGUUUGGGGGUGCUGGUGGUGCAGGUUCUGGUAGUCCUUUCGAUGCACUAUUAGGAGGCGGGGGAGCAGGUGGAGCAGGUGGCAUGAAUCUCGGCAAUCCACUUGAAGCUCUCUUGGGAGGUGGUCAGGCAGGUCCAGAUGCGUUAUUAGGUGGCCCAGGGGGUGCAGGUGCGGGCGGUAACCAGUUGGCUGCUCUCUUAGGAGAUGUUCCAGGAAUGUCCCAUCCAGGUUCUGGCGCUCACCCUACUGCUGGUGCAAACUUACCCUCCUCAGGAAAUCCCAGUCAAACACCGAGCAGUUCAUCUGGAAACUCAGCUGUAAAUGCUGAAACGAUGAAGAUGAUGAAGAAGCUUGGUCUCAUGAAAAAGAAGAAAUAAAACGAUGGAAAGACAUUUAUCAUACUUAUGCAUAACGCAUCUAUAUAUCGUUCAGUAUAACAUUGGAAGUAGGUGUACUGUGAAUGAUAUCGUUCAUACAAAUAUCCUUAAGCAUCAAAUGUGCGUAUAUUAAAAGCCAUUUAAAGAAACUAUCAAAUACCAUGAUCAUACAAUAAAUAUAUUACUCGGCAAU
Lottia gigantea (owl limpet) is the source of this 2980-nucleotide messenger RNA. RefSeq lists its product as hypothetical. The transcript is spliced from 27 exons. Bases 1 to 2787 code for a protein of 928 amino acids. The record is from RefSeq and is a predicted model, not a curated record. Lineage: Eukaryota; Metazoa; Mollusca; Gastropoda; Lottiidae.